AUAGUUUUAAUACCAGUAUUCAAUAGAAAAGUUAGUUUGAAAAGUUUUUGAUUUUUAAUGUUUAUUCUGACAAUGUAGAAACAGUUAUCUCUGGUGAUAGGAAUAUCACCAGAGAUUAUUUUUGAAACCAAAACUUGUGGUAUUAUGCAGGAUUUGUAUUGAUGAUAGUUUUUUUUUUUUACUGAAAAUGUGUAUAGGUGAACUAAAGAAUUUGACAACGUUCAUUAAAAAUAACUCAUUGACUAAAGUUAGAGUACUGCGCACUCCAGAGAGAGCUGGAUUGAUUCGUGCACGCAUGUUUGGAGCUCGUCAUGCCACUGGAGAGACUUUGUUAUUCCUAGACAGUCAUUGUGAAGUGAAUGUCGGCUGGAUCGAACCUCUUCUGGAACGUAUUAAAACAAAUAGAAUUACAGUUGUCUGCCCUGUUAUUGACAUCAUUAAUGCAGAUACUUUACAAUAUAGUGGUUCUUCAAUUGUUCGCGGUGGCUUUAAUUGGGGUCUUCAUUUUAAAUGGGACUCUGUAUCUUCGAGUCUGCUUAAAAUGGAUAUAGAUUUCAUUAAACCUAUCAAAUCGCCUACAAUGGCAGGAGGAUUGUUUGCUAUAGAUGGGAAAUAUUUCCAUAAUUUAGGAGAAUAUGACGAAGGAAUGGACAUUUGGGAACUUUCAAAACAAAAUAAAGAAGUUCAAGCAUUUUAUAGGAGAAUUAUGCUUAAAGUUAAGGCUGUGUAUCAGGUAAAUUUUCACUAGUAGUAAUGCUUUAAAACAGUGUUUUUCAACCUUCUUGAAUA
Molecule: messenger RNA, 789 nt
Organism: Centruroides sculpturatus (bark scorpion)
Lineage: Eukaryota; Metazoa; Arthropoda; Arachnida; Scorpiones; Buthidae
Product: polypeptide N-acetylgalactosaminyltransferase 11-like
Exons: 3
Coding region: 188-748 (186 amino acids)
Biological process (GO): regulation of Notch signaling pathway
Cellular component (GO): Golgi apparatus
Molecular function (GO): Notch binding
Source: RefSeq, a predicted model, not a curated record